UGCUAUACAUGUUUCAAACAGAUUGUCCGGCUUCGUAUCUGACCAGUGUCCGUAAUUCAGGCUAAUUUUGAAAUCGCCGAUAAAGAAAAUAAAUUCUUGAAAACUUAUUCUAUUAUUGAAAGUAUAGACAACUUUGAUCUACAUGUGAAUCAGAACCGUGAUCUUAGGAUAGUGAUUGUUCUUGCUCAUCUACUUCAAAAUAGUUAUGAUAUAAACUAUAACACCCAAACACUAAGUUCCUGCUACUAAUAAACUUCCAAUAACCAACGUAGGUGUCAGUCUGCCAAUGGGAGAAGCAUUCCAUAUCGACAAUGUUCCGGCGCAUUGCCUGGUUUGUCUAAAGUUUAUUAAAUACGACCAAAAUACUGUACAUUUGUCAGCGAAUCGAAUGUUUCAAGAUUUGUAUAACGAAGUACUACUAGAAUCGUCUUUGAAUACGGUAACCUAUGCAAACAGUUAUUUAUGCCGUAGUUGUUGCUCUAAGUUAGAGGAUGUUCAUCAGUUCCGAACUCGAUGUACGGAGGUGUGGCGAUUUUACGCAACUUUGCUUGAAGCCAAAGAAUCACCCAGCGAGGCAUCAUUGGUAAAAUUAGUUACGGAAAAGUAUGGCCAUCCAUUGUUGUCUACUUUGUUUGAGAUAGGAAUAAUUUCCAAACCUGACAUGCCCACUGAGGAGUUUCUUGCUGAAAUAGGAAUAGUCCAAACAGUACGGGACACAGCGGAAAAACCCUUUUUCCCGAUUGACGUUGACGCUGUGAAAUUAGAACAGCAAACAACGGAUGAUUUCGAUUCGUUGCCCGAAAUAGCUUUCGUAUUUGAAUCCAGCGAUGACGAAUCGGUUGAGAAGGAUAAUGGAACAAAUCCUCCGCAGAAUGAGCCGGAAGUGGUACGGAAUGCGAAUACUGAUUUACCUAAGAAUUCCAAUGAGAAGAUCUGUCCGAUUGAAGACUGCCUUGAAUCGUUUGCUGGAAAGAGAUACAGUGAUCAUUUAACAGAGAGUCACGGGUUUAGCUGCAGACAAUGUGGUUUGGUGAUUGUUUCGAAGCAUGCGAUGGAGAGACAUAUCUUAGGUCACACCCAGCAGUCUUUGACAGUGCAAUGUACGUUCUGUGAAAGAAAAUUUCGAAGCGUGGCGAAAAUGCGUGCACAUGCCAAAAUAUUUCAUCUGAAAAAUCCUGAAAACUAUGAGUGUGAGCAUUGUCCGGAAAGAUUUGAAAGCCGAAAACUUUUGAAUGAACAUAUUGAUCAGCACUUGCCGAAGUUUUGUGUGAUUUGCAAGACAGAUUUUGACGAUUAUAAAAAACUGCUUGUUCACUCAAGAAAAUUCCACGCGGAACAAUUGUUGAAGUGUCAUCAAUGUCCGAGAAAAUUUUUGCUGCAAUCACUUUUAAAUCGUCACCUUCUGGAACAUACGGAAACUACAGAAAUAAUAAAUAAUGAAACUGCCUUCGAUAUGAUUACAAUGAAAACAACAUUCUUGUUUGCAUGUCCGGAAUGUAAGAAACAAUAUAUAUCGGAUGCACAUUGUAAGAAGCACAUGGUAACUCACGAUCCCGCUUCUUAUCCCAAUAAUGUAAGAUAUCGUCGAUCCAAGGAAGAAUUGGAAAAACUAGAGUAUAAGUACAAAUGCGAUCAGUGUGAUGCUUCGUACCGCGUGCUGAGCUCGUUUAAGCAGCAUUUGAAACGUCACCAAACUACAUCCCUCGUAUGUGAUAUAUGCGGUGGUGUAUUCAAAUCAAAAGCGACCUUGAAGACGCACAUCACCUAUAAGCACACCAAGGAUUGGCGCUAUGCUUGUGAUUUUUGUCCGAAAUCAUUUGCUACUAGAAGCGUGCUAACGAGGCAUAGACGAAUACACACCAACGAGCGGCCAUAUGAAUGUGACCAGUGCGGUGCGCGAUUUAAAGCCCACGACGCACACCGGAAACAUAUGCGGAUUCACACCAGAGAAGUCAAACACCAUUGCGAUGUGUGCAACCGAGACUUCAUAUGGCAGAGCAGCUGGGCGAUGCAUAAGAUUGUGCAUACCAAGGAGAAACCGAUCCAAUGCAUUCAUUGUCAGCGGCAGUUUAGAACGAAAGGCAGCUGCCAGAAACACAUUUUACGAGUACAUCCGAAUCUGGCUACCGAGGACAGUACGUUGGUAUCGGAGGUGAAAGAGUAGUUUUUAGGCGAUUUAUGUGAGAGAUAAAGCCGUAAUUAUUGUCAAAAUCACUGAGAUUACGUCCGACAUUAUCUUCUCGAUUGAUUUUAUUUUGAUUAAAAAAACAUUUUCGAUUUUCUAACUUAUCUACACUGCCGAUAUGUGCAUAACAGUCCCAUGUCCCAUACUAACUAUACGCAUGGGAUAAUUAUG
Messenger RNA from Topomyia yanbarensis, 2356 nucleotides. Its product is annotated as zinc finger protein 723-like. Gene Ontology annotation, cellular component: nucleus. The transcript has 4 exons. The record is from RefSeq and is a predicted model, not a curated record. Gene Ontology annotation, molecular function: zinc ion binding. Lineage: Eukaryota; Metazoa; Arthropoda; Insecta; Diptera; Culicidae. Bases 287 to 2164 code for a protein of 625 amino acids.